AUGGCUCUCGUUCAAGACGAUUCUCUCUCCACCGAAGAAGAAACUCUCACCCUCAAGCUCCACGAGAUUCUCACUGACUCCGACAACGAUGUCGGACAAUUCUGUUUCAAGGAAGAAACCAUAGAAAAGCUAAUGCAAGAGCUUUACAAAGAAAUAACGGCCUCCCCAACAUCCCCUAAACCACCUUCCCCGAAUCCCACACUAUUCUCCUCAUCCUCAAAUGCCUCUCUGGUGGUGCAGGUAGACCCGCAAGAUGGGUCUAUGGGGCUUGAAGUUGGCCAUGAUCAGAAGACUGAUGAAGGGGAUUUCGAUGAGGAGUGGCUGGCAAGGGUCCUUGGUUGGAGCCAGGGUCAGGUUCUCGACACCACUGACUGGUUUUGA
Molecule: messenger RNA, 381 nt
Organism: Sphenostylis stenocarpa
Lineage: Eukaryota; Viridiplantae; Streptophyta; Magnoliopsida; Fabales; Fabaceae
Source: the annotation of a GenBank genome assembly